Molecule: messenger RNA, 2646 nt
Organism: Chaetomium fimeti
Lineage: Eukaryota; Fungi; Ascomycota; Sordariomycetes; Sordariales; Chaetomiaceae
Product: sulfate transporter family-domain-containing protein
Exons: 5
Coding region: 148-2541 (797 amino acids)
Biological process (GO): transmembrane transport
Cellular component (GO): plasma membrane
Molecular function (GO): secondary active sulfate transmembrane transporter activity
Source: RefSeq, a predicted model, not a curated record
CAACAUCACAUUUGGGGGUCACCCAGUCGAGCACGUGAAGCUACUACAUCUUCUUUCCCAUUCAUAUAAGACGCAACCUGCGGAUCACCGUUUCCUGCCGCUGCAACCUCAAUCCCAACGCGUCCCACACCGCGACAGUCGACAAACAUGGCUCCGAGCAAUCGUACUGACCGCGUCAAAGCGUUCUUCGGGAUCGAUCCCGACCAGGCUGUUGACGACUCGGCCUUCUAUGCUGACGGCUCCUACGUCGAGGAAGAGCCCACUGUCGCCGAGGCCUUGCUCCAACUCUUCCCCACAAUACCCGGAACCAUCGCGUACCUCAAGGAGUUGUUUCCAUUCCUCGGUUGGAUCUUUCAUUACAAUCUAACAUGGCUGCUGGGUGAUUUCAUCGCCGGCGUCACGGUUGGUUUUGUCGUCGUGCCGCAGGGCAUGGCUUAUGCCCUUCUUGCAAACUUGCCUGCCGAAUUUGGCCUUUACACAUCCUUCGUCGGCUUCAUUCUGUACUGGGCGUUUGCGACCUCCAAGGACAUCACCAUUGGCGCGGUUGCCGUCAUGUCCACCAUUGUUGGGAACAUCGUCAUCAACGUGCAAAGCACUCACCCAAACCUCAGCGCUGAGACCAUCGCCCGAAGCCUUGCCCUAAUCUCCGGCAUCGUCCUCCUGUUCUUGGGUCUUGUCAGGCUGGGCUUCCUUGUCGAGUUCAUCUCAUUGGUCGCUAUCGGAGCUUUCAUGACGGGCUCUGCCAUAAGCAUCGCCUCUGGCCAAGUUCCCGGCCUCUUGGGUAUCUCCGGUGUCAACACGCGCCAGUCGACCUAUCUCGUCAUUAUUGAAACCCUCAAGGGCUUGCCGAGGGCCAAACUAGACGCUGCCAUGGGGCUGUCUGCUUUGUUCGGCCUCUACUUCAUCCGUUGGUUCUGCAACUACAUGGGUCGGAAGCACCCUCGGCGCCAAAAGAUGUGGUUUUUCCUCUCAACCCUGCGCAUGGCUUUCAUCGUCAUCCUCUACAUCCUCGUCAGUUGGCUAGUAAACCGCAACAUUAGCGACGCGUCCGAGGCCAAGUUCAAGAUCCUGGGACGAGUCCCCAGUGGCUUCCAGCACGUUGGUGCCCCUGAACUUAACGUUGAAAUUCUCCAGGCCCUCGGUCCAGACAUUCCGAUGACAAUCUUGGUUCUUUUGAUCGAGCAUAUAUCUAUCUCCAAGUCGUUCGGCCGUGUCAACAAUUACAUCAUCAACCCCUCUCAAGAGCUUGUCGCCAUCGGCUUUACCAAUGUUUUCGGCCCAUUCCUCGGCGGGUAUCCGGCUACCGGGUCGUUCUCACGAACAGCGAUCAAGUCAAAGGCCGGUGUCAGGACUCCUCUCGCCGGUAUUUUCACCGCCAUCAUCGUUCUCUUGGCUCUGUACGCAUUGACAUCCGUCUUCUUCUACAUCCCAUCCGCCGGGCUUUGUGCCAUCAUCAUCCAUGCCGUUGGUGACCUCAUCUCCCCUCCAAGAGAAGUCUACCAGUACUGGCAGACGUCCCCUAUCGAAUUCGUCAUCUUCUUCGCCGGUGUUUUCGUCUCCAUUUUCACUUCUAUUGAGAAUGGUAUCUACGUCACCGUCGCGGCAUCAGCCGCCUUCUUACUCUUACGUGUCGCCAAAAGCCCCGGCAGGUUCCUCGGCAAGGUGAAUGUCCACAGCAUCACACGUGCCAACGUCCGGGGGGAUUCCUCCCCUCAGGAGAGCGGCGGUGAGAGAGGUCACAUUGGCUUCCUUGACCUUGGGCGAAACGACUUAUCCAACCCGGACAUUAACAUCAAAUCUCCUUACCCCGGAGUUUUCGUUUACCGUUUCAGCGAAGGCCUUAACUAUAUCAACUCAGCCCGGCACCUCGAUCACCUGACGAUCUACAUCUUCAAGCACACGCGCCGCAGCCAGCUGGACAAGUACGACAAGAUCGGCGACCGCCCCUGGAACGACCCUGGCCCCCGUCGCGGACAAGCCGCCAACACGGAAGAGAUGGCCGCGCGCCCCACCCUGCGCGCCGUCAUUCUCGACUUUACCGGCGUCAACACCCUCGACGUGACCGCUGCCCAGGCGCUCAUUGACCUCCGCAACCAGUUCGACCGCUACGCCACCCCGGACCGUGUCGAGUGGCACUUUGCGGGCGUCUCCAGCCGCUGGACCAAGCGCGCGCUCGUCGCGAGCGGGUUCGGCGCCGACAGCAGGCGCACUCGUGUCAUUGUUGGUUCCGCCCCUUCGGGUGACGACAAGAGCGAGCUGGAGCCGCUGAUCGGUGCCGCCGAGACUGGUGUUGAUUGGGCGAGAGCCGCUGGGAGCCUGAAGGGAGUUGAGACUCGGUCCAAGGCGAGAGAGGUCGAUAUCGAGGCCGCUGGCGCGGAGAGCGUGGUCUCGCCUGUUCCCUCAUCAAACGUCGGCGGGAGGAGGCUAGUGCCGAUAUACGGGGUGAACAGGCCGUACUUCCACGUCGAUAUUGAGACGGCGGUGGCGAGCACGGUUCAGAGUUUGCAGGGGCGCGGGUCGGAGUGGAGUGGACGGGAAUAGAGGAUGGUCUUGGGAUAACUAGAGGGGUUUUUGGUUCAAUGCCUGGUUUGUUUCUUUUUUGGGAAAUGGGGAACCUUUCUGGUUAGUUAUCAAGUGGUAUCCGAC